ACGAAAGUGCAGUAGUACGAUAUGGGCACAAAAAGUGGUGAGCUAUACGUCAGAAGAUAUUCCUUUUACUUUGGUAACUAAUGAAUUCAAGAAAGAAUGGCGACCGAUUUAAUGUUCGACUUAGAGAACCACUUCAACCCACAGACUACCGCAAUGGACAGCUAUGCAGGGGUUGACAUUUGCAGCGAACAGGAUGGAGAAUGGGAUAUCGGCCUCAUCGAUGCGCUGGAAGACAUCGGCGAUCCAGAUGAGCUGCUACGGGCUUUGGAAGACGUGCCAAAUGUCGGCGAAGUUCUCGAUGUAGAUGUUGGCAUCGAACUGCCACCCUGGGACCCUGACACCCUCAGAGACGGCAGCGUCAUCCACACAGGAGCAGAUAUGACCUUGGACUCUCUCUCCGCCAACCCCACCUUGGUCUCUUCCCCUGGAUCAGUGGAAGACCUGUCCCCCUACUACCUGCAUGAGGAGGCCCUGACGGGGCAGUCUCAGUCGUCUCCCGCCUCAGUCUCCUCUGACACCAGCAGCUCCGUUCACAUGUCACCAGAGAGGAGGACGCUUAGAAGGAGCAGCCACACCCCCAGAGCCAAAUCCUCUCAUCACUCGAGACGGCUCAUUCAGGCAACACCGAAAGUGUCCAUCCAGCCGAAGCCAGUCAUCACUGUCCCCAUGCUGCAUUCCACUGUCCCUUUCCAGCCCAAAACCAUCUUCAUUAGUCCUCUGCAGACAGGACUGCCUGUGGCCAAUCCUGCACCUGUGACCACCCAUCCAGCGCCCCCUGCUGGAUGUCCCACAGUGAUGGCUCAGCCAGCCAGGGCGGUACACCUGCGGAGCCCCCAGGUGUUGCCAGGCCUGCCCACCCUCCAGCUCCCUGAGCAGGUGGUUGUCAUGCCCAUGUCUGCGUCGCCCGCCCCCCCUCAGCCUGCUGUGACGGUGACCCUCCACGGAGUGGCGGUCAGUGGAGAUUGUGCCGCUGGCAGAAGGCAGCAGCGCAUGAUCAAGAACCGCGAGUCGGCCUCGCUGUCUCGCCGGAGGAAGAAGGAGUACAUGCUGACCCUGGAGGCCCGUCUGAAGAUGGCACUGUUCGAGAAUCAGAAGCUGAAGAGCGAGAACGGCUCGCUGAGGAUACAGCUGAGCAGCCUGGUGGCUGAGAACAACGACCUCAAAGUGACAACCCCCAAAAGACGUGCUGUGUGUCUCCUGGUGGUCCUGGUAUUCAUAAUGCUGAAUGUCGGUCCAAUGGGGGUCUUUGAAGGAGACUCCAGCUCAAAACUGUCCAUGAGGACUGCACCGGCUGGCAGACAUCUGCUGGGAUUCUCCACGGGCAGUGAAAACAGCAGAGGUCUGGAAACACCUGAAACAGUCAUCCCUCCGAUGGCUCAGAGGUGGGAGGAGCCCACCGCCGAGGAGAAGGCACUGAUGGUGGUCAAGAAGGAAUCCCUCCUGUAUCCCCCACCUCUGCCCUGCCAGCCGCCCGUGAACAGGACCAAGGCCAUCAAACUUGCCAGUGAACUGCGGGGCUGGGUCCACCGCCAUGAAGCAGAGAGGAGAAAGACGCAACGGACGUCUGGGAGCCGGCACAAAACCAAAACUAUUCCGAGGGCGCGGGAGAAGAAGGCCGAAGUCGUCAAGGUCCUUACAGUCCAGUACACCGACAUGUCUGAAAAGAACUCAGGGAAUGAACUUCAAGUGUACUAUGCCCAGCAUCGCAGCUACAGCGACUUCUUCGAGGAGAUUCAGCGCAGAGGAGACACCUUCUAUGUGGUGUCAUUUCGACGGGAUCACCUUCUUCUUCCUGCUACCAACCACAGUAAAGGAAGCAGGCCAAAGAUGUCAUUGGUGUUGCCAGCUGUAACUCCUAAUGAGACUGUGAUAAAAGAUGAAGAGUAUGAGGUGAUGAUGCAAAUAGACUGUGAAGUCAUGGACACCAGGAUCCUCCACAUCAAGACCUCCAGUAUCCCAGUAUUCUUGCGUGCCAAUCACACAGACUCCUAUCACUCAACCUCAAGCAAUGGCCAAGCCACACCUCCCAUGGGCGUGCUCACAGGUUCAGCCUAAAGUCAACCAAGCCAAUGCAAAUGACCUUCAAUGUCUUACCGCUCCAA
Messenger RNA from Megalops cyprinoides (Indo-Pacific tarpon), 2102 nucleotides. Its product is annotated as cyclic AMP-dependent transcription factor ATF-6 alpha-like. The transcript has 16 exons. Gene Ontology annotation, biological process: endoplasmic reticulum unfolded protein response; regulation of transcription by RNA polymerase II. The coding region runs from base 97 to 2055 and encodes 652 amino acids. NCBI's taxonomy places the organism in Eukaryota, Metazoa, Chordata, Actinopteri, Elopiformes, Megalopidae. The record is from RefSeq and is a predicted model, not a curated record. Gene Ontology annotation, molecular function: protein binding; RNA polymerase II cis-regulatory region sequence-specific DNA binding; DNA-binding transcription factor activity, RNA polymerase II-specific. Gene Ontology annotation, cellular component: nucleus.